This is a messenger RNA of Cynara cardunculus var. scolymus (artichoke), 1250 nucleotides long. RefSeq lists its product as uncharacterized. The transcript has 2 exons. Lineage: Eukaryota; Viridiplantae; Streptophyta; Magnoliopsida; Asterales; Asteraceae. The record is from RefSeq and is a predicted model, not a curated record. Bases 490 to 1035 code for a protein of 181 amino acids.
ACCUUCACCUUCACCUUCACCUUCAUAUCCAAUUACUCACAAUUACGAAGCUUUAAAUCUAUUUCGCUCUUUAAGAAGGUGGGUUAUUUAAACCUGUAAAGAUUUCGAUGUUCUUUUCCUAGUUCAUUUAUUCCCAAAUUGCUGAAUUCUGUAAUUGGUAAAGAGGUGAUAGCAAUAGUAAGCAGGGAAGCAGAAACAGAAGGUCUUCAAAGAACUUACUGGUUAAGAUAAUUAUUGGGUUAGUGUUACGCAAAAUGGGCAAAUUUAAGGGCUUUGGGAAGAUGCCAAAGGAUAGUUUAGUAACUGCUCACCAAUAUUCUUGUUUUGCCAUAUCCGUCUUUAUCUGCUUGAGAUUGUAUUGUCUGUAAAAUGAGGAAUUCCUUAGGACCCAAGUGGGUGUAGCCCCAGAGAACAAGAGAACAAUUUCUUGAAAGAAGUUUAGCAGGCAAGAUUGAAUAACUAAGAGAGUUGAUUAUAUAAGAUAAAGAAAUGGAGCGUGGCAAAGCAGCAUCUGGUAUUAGAAAAGGGAAGAAGAAGCAGGUGAAAGAUGAGUUGGAUCGUAACAAACAGGCGGAGAAGAAAAAAAGGAGAUUGGAGAAAACCCUGGCCACCUCUGCAGCCAUCAUCUCAGAGCUAGAGAGGAAGAAGGAAAAGAAGAAAGAAGAGCAACAAAGGCUUGACGAAGAGGGUGCUGCAAUAGCGGAGGCAGUUGCAUUACAAGUCCUAAUUGGUGAAGACCCUGAAGAGCCCAAUUCUUGGAACCGUGCCAGAAACUUCGACCUAUAUGUGGGUGGUUCUGGUUCUGGAACAACAGCUGCUAUCCUUUCCGAUCACCAACUCUCCACAAGUCCUAAUGAAGAAACUGGUUGGGUUUUCAAUGGUCAUUGGAACGGAUUUGGGUCUUUCAUAAGUGACUUUCGGGCACCAUGUUAUAGAUGGCCAGCAGAGGUGAUAGUUGCAGAUGUUGCUUCUUCACUUCAGAUUGUAGAUGAUGAAGAUGUGGAUGCCUUUGUUUACAACAGAACUCUGAGCUGAGCUGAGCUGAGCUGAGCUGAGCUGAGCUGAGCUGAGCUGAGGGGCUGAAACUCUGGUUCCAUAAUCUGUGUUUGUUUGUGUAUGUUUUCAGAGAAUUUGUUGUUUUGAUCAUUUCUUCGUCAUGUGGUUUGCGAAGUUGAAACUAAACGUAAAGCUAAUGGACUUCUAUGCGGUCCUGAUAUCUGCCGACUGCCAGCAUUGCACCUAGAUUUGGA